AUGGCGGAGGCAUUCGAGCGCUUCAAGCGCUUCGAGUACAGGCAAAAUAGUAACCUUGUCUUACAGCGUGACCCUUACCUAACUGGAGCUCCAGGUGGGGCUCACCAGGGGGAGCCCACAGGCGAACCCGAGACCCUCGCCGGGAGAAAGCUGUACCCUAUGGGUGACAAGGCCGAACGGGGCCUUAAAAAGGAAGAAAAGGAGAAGAUUGGAAAGAGAAGGAGCAAGCUUAAAGAGGGGGGGAUCGCCAAACGAAGCAAGCUGGACAUCAAGAAGGGAGCUACAGUGCUUGAUGCAGAUGUGACGGAGAAUUUCUUUUACAGGCCGACCACGCGCGUCACCAACCAGGUAUACGAACAGCUGCUCGUUGUUCUGCAGCAGCAGUUGGGGGAUCAGCCCGACGAAGUGCUUCGAGGCGCGGCCGAUGAAGUGCUACAGGUCUUGAAGGAGGAUGGGCUUAAAGAGGGGGAGCGGAAGCGCGGUGUAGAAGGAGUUCUGGGCCCCAUCACCCAAGAACGGUUUACGAAACUGUUUCAGCUAUCCAAGAGCAUCACCGACUUUAUGACCGCAGACCAAGACAGGGACGAAGCAGGGGAGCCUGAUACGACGGCAGGGGUUGCGGUGGUGUUUGAUGAGGAAGAUGAGGGAGAGGAUGACUAUGGCUACUCGGACAUGGAGGCGGAGGGUGAAGACGAGGACGAUGAGGAGACGGAAGAACAGGAGGAGAAGGAGAGAACAUAUUUAGCGGCGAAGAACCUCGAUGAGGAGGAAGUAGACAGCGCAGAAUCGGCAUACUGUGUUGAUGUGUCCAAGAUUGAUCCUCACUGGCUGCAGCGCGAGCUGAACGCUGUCUUUUCCGACCCGAACCAGGCUGUAGCGACGGAGAAGGAGAUCUUGUCUAUUCUUCCCAUCCCGGAUAUUCAAGAAUGUGAGAACAAGCUGGUGCUGAUUCUGAAAUAUGAGAACUUUGAGCUUGCCAAAAAGAUACUCAAAAACAGAUGGAAACUGUUCUACUGCAUUAGGCUGGGGCAGGCGCAGACUACAGAAGAGAAGGAAGGUAUUCGGGAGGAAAUGAAAAAUACCCAAGAAGGUCAGGAGGUCCUUGAGCUGCUAGAUGCACUCACAUCACGCCGCAAUAAAGAAAAAGAGGUCACCUUAAAUGUCCGCAAAGAGGCAGCAACGCUUGCCGCCAAAGCCCAGGCGCGUGAUGCCUCCCUUCGAGCUGCAGAAGCAGAUGAUGACUCAGCUGCGUUGGGGGGUGGCGCCCAUGGCACCCCUGGGGGACAUGGGGGCCCCACUAGCCAAGCUACCCAGCGCAAGCCUACCGGUUCCGUUGACUUGCAAAGCAUUGCCUUUCAGCAAGGCAGCCAUCUAAUGGCAAAUGCGAAGGUCAAGCUGCCAGAUGGGACUCAGAGGAUCGAGACGAAGAGCUACGACGAAGUAGUUGUUCCGGCUUUGAAGAGGCCGGUGGAGAAGUCAGAAGGUUUGCGGUUAAUAUCUACGAUGCCAGAGUGGAGUCAGCCGGCCUUCACCGGUGUAGGAAUUGAGCGUUUGAACGCUCUGCAGUCAAAAGUGUACGACGUUGCCUUCGAUGCUUACGAAGAGAAUCUGCUGCUGUGUGCCCCCACCGGAGCGGGAAAAACGAACGUGGCCAUGUUGGCCAUGCUCAACGUGAUAGGACAAUACAGGAACGCUUCCACCGGAUCCAUUGAUCUGAAGGGAUUCAAAAUAAUCUACAUUUCGCCCAUGAAGGCAUUGGUGGCAGAACAAGUUCAGGCAUUCUCGCAGCGGUUGCAGCCAUUUGGUAUUUCAGUCCGGGAGCUCACUGGUGACGCGAAUUUGACGAGAGAAAAGAUUGAAGAGACACAAGUCAUUGUCACAACGCCUGAAAAAUGGGACAUCAUCACCAGGAAAGCUGGAGAAAGGGCUUACACCCAGCUUGUUCGCCUGGUGAUCAUCGACGAAAUUCAUUUGCUUCACGACACGAGAGGGCCAGUGCUGGAGGCUAUAGUGGCACGUACCAUCCGUCAGAUUGAAAUGUCUCAAGAGCACAUCAGACUAGUGGGGCUUUCUGCCACUCUGCCCAACUACGAAGACGUAGCGGUAUUCCUAAGGGUCAAGCCGGAAAAAGGCCUAUUUGUUUUCGGCAACCACUACCGUCCUGUUCCUCUCAAACAAACCUAUGUAGGGAUCAAAGACAAGAAGGCCAUCCGGAGAUACAACACAAUGAACGACGUCACCUACGAGAAGGUUCUGGAGUGCGCUGGAAAGAACCAAGUACUGAUAUUUGUGCACAGCCGGAAGGAAACGGUGAAGACGGCGAAAUUUAUUUGCGAUGCAGCGUUGCAGAAGGACACAUUACCUCGUUUCCUGCAGAACUUCUCAGCUAGUCGGGAGAUUUUGCAGGCCGAGGCGGAAGCUGUCAAGACACAGGACCUGAAGGACUUGCUGCCCUACGGCUUCGCAGUUCACCAUGCAGGGCUCCCCAGAACGGACAGAAAGCUGGUAGAAGACUUGUUUGCAGAUAGGCACAUUCAAGUGCUCGUUUCUACUGCCACUCUCGCGUGGGGUGUCAACUUGCCUGCCCACACAGUCAUAAUCAAAGGGACGCAAGUGUAUCUGCCGGAGAAGGGAGCAUGGUCGGAGUUGUCGCCGAUGGAUAUUCUACAGAUGAUGGGGCGAGCUGGACGACCCCAGUACGAUACUGGAGGCCACGCCAUCCUGAUUACCCAGCAUAGUGAACUACAGUUCUACCUCUCCCUCAACAACCAACAGUUACCCAUCGAGUCGCAGAUGAUUCAUUGCCUGCCCGACAUGCUCAACGCAGAAAUCGUCCUUGGAUCCGUCAGGAGCAGGGAAGAUGCCGUGCACUGGCUGGGCUAUACAUAUCUAUACGUGAGGAUGCUGAAGGCGCCUUCGCUAUACGGUAUCCCACCGGACGUGGUUGUGGGUGACAAGCUUCUUGAGCAGUACUGCAUUAACCUGGCGGACUCAGCUCUCAAGACAUUGGAUAGGCACUUUCUCAUCAAGUACGAUAAAAGGACUGGAACCAUCCAUGUAACAGCAAUGGGCCGAGUUGCAAGCCACUACUACAUCAAACACGCAACCAUUGCAGUGUACAACGAGCACCUGAAGCCUACUCUCUCGGACAUCGAACUGCUACGUCUGUUCUCUCUUUCCUCCGAAUUUAAGUACAUGCCCGUUAGGGAGGAAGAAAAACUGGAACUGCAGAGGCUGAUGGAGAGGGUUCCCAUCCCAGUGAAGGGUUCGCCUGAUGAACCUUCUUCUAAGGUCAAUGUCCUAUUGCAAGCGUAUAUAAGCAAGCUAAAGCUGGAAGGGUUUGCCAUGAUGGCGGAUAUGGUGUAUGUUCAACAAAGCGCAAACAGAAUCAUGCGCGCUAUAUUCGAUAUUUGCUUGAGGAGAGGAUGGGCACAGCUUGCCAUAAGGGCCCUGCAACUCUGCAACGAGAUCCAGGGUCGCAUGUGGAGCACCAUGACUCCCUUGCGCCAAUUCAAAGUUCUGCCUGAGGAGUUGUUGCGCAAAAUUGAGAAGAAAGACUUGCCUUUCGACCGCUACUAUGAUUUGACAUCAACUGAAAUAGGCGAACUUGUGAGAGUGCCAAAGAUGGGAAAGCUGCUGCAUCGGCUGAUUCACUCCUUCCCGAAACUGGAACUUGCAGCGUUUGUGCAGCCGCUUAGUCGUUCCUGCCUUGUUGUUGAGCUGACAAUCACGCCAGAUUUCCAGUGGGACCCGAAGAUCCACGGUAACGGCGAAGUCUUCUGGAUUAUUGUGCAUGACGUCGACUGCGAGCAGAUUCUCCACCAUGAGAUGUUCAUCUUACCAGCAUUCCAAGGAGAAGUUGAACAUACCCUAACUUUCACUUUGCCAGUGACCGACCCGAUCCCACCUAGCUACUGCAUCCGCGCCAUUUCAGAUCGCUGGCUUCACUCCACGGCGUCACUGCCCAUAUCCUUCAGAAACCUCAUUUUGCCAGAAAAGCCAAUGCCUCAUGCAGAGCUGUUGGAUCUGCAGCCCCUGCCGGUGUCGUCUCUGCACGAUAAGAAGGCGGAGGAACUGUACAAGAAGGAAGGCAUUAAAGCGUUUAACCCAAUUCAAACGCAGGUUUUCUCUACACUGUACUCAACCAGCGAACCUGUUUUGCUAUGUUUGCCGCCGACAAGCGGGAAGGAGAUUUGCAUUGAGUUCGCCAUCUUGCGGAUGCUUAAGACGGAGCCAUCUAGUUCUUGGAAGGCGGUUUACCUUGCUCCUUAUUCAUCUGUAGUACAGGAGACACUGCGACAGUGGAGUUCCAAACUGGGUAGUGGCCUAGGGUUGAAAAUUGCAGAACUCACGGGCGACUUGCAUGCAGAUUUGAAGAUUUUGGAGCAAUCGCACAUUGUGGUAUCUACACCGGAGAAAUGGGAUUUCUUAUCUCGUCGCUGGAAGACCCGCAAAGUGUUGCAGUCGAUCCGCCUGUUAAUAGUGGACGACCUGCAUUUGCUCAACUCCCCUGUCGGUUCAACUCUCGAAGUUUGCCUUUCAAGGAUGCGGUACAUCUCCGCGCAGCUACCUCAGCCAGUCCGCAUUGUCGCAUGUGCCAAUUCUCUUUCAAAUGCAAAAGACGUCGCAGAUUGGCUUGGGGUAUCCGCUACUGGUCUGUUCAACUUUCAUCCGAGCGUGCGCACUGUGCCGUUGGAAAUUUCUUUGCACGGCUUUGAUGUGUACAACAGGGAUGCGCGUUUGUUGGCCAUGUCUCGAGCGGUGCAUCAGGCGAUAAAGCUCUACACGGCACCAACUGAUGACAGCAGGAGCCGCAGCAGCCGCAAACUCAAGAACGUUCUCGUAUUCUGCUCAGAUAGGAAACAGUGCAGGUUGACAGCGAUCGAUCUCCUGCUGCAAACGGCAGCUGACGAUCAGCCGAAGAAGUAUCUGCACGUUUCAGGCAAGCGACACCCACUAUAUGAUACCAUGAAGCAGUAUACGUCGAUUGUGCGCGAUAAAAUGCUGCUAGAAACGCUCUCCUACGGCGUUGGCCUCUAUCAUUCGGGCUUGUCCGCUGCUGAGCGGCUGCUGGUGCAGCAGUUGCACUCGAGCGGGGCCAUUCAAGUUGUAGUUGUGGCGGAGGAGUCCGCGUGGGGCCUUCAGAUCAGCUCCCAUUUGGUUGUUGUUGUCGACACCAAACGGUUCACGGAAAACGGGUACGAAGAUUACCCAAUUGCAGACGUCCUACAGAUGUUGGGCCGCGCGACGCGUCCUGGAAUUGACAAGCACGGAUACGUGGUGCUUCUUUGCCCAUCCAGCAAGAGGGAGUUUUACAAGAAAUUUAUAUUUGAGCCGCUGCCGAUAGAGUCUCAGCUUGAGCAGCACCUGCAAGACCACGUUAAUGCUGAAGUCGUACUCAAAACGAUCGAAAGCAAGCAAGAUGCCGUCGACUGGCUCACUUGGUCCUUCCUUUACAGAAGACUCUCUAAGGCAAGUGGCGAAGUGAUUUGCACACCUAGACAACAGCCGUACAACGUAGUAAACCCCAACUACUACGGCCUCCAAGGAACUUCGCACCAGCAUUUGAGUGAUUAUUUGUCGGAGUUGGUGGAGUCCACAGUACACACCCUUGAGCAAGCCCAAUGCGUUGCUGAGAAGAACGAGGUGGACCUGGAGCCUCUGAACCUGGGGCUCAUUUCUGCUUUCUACUAUGUGAAAGUCGCAACUAUUGAACUCUUUAACCGUUCGCUGUCCCCGACCUCUAAACGCCGAGCACUGUUGGAGAUCCUCUCGGCUGCAGCGGAAUUCGGGUCUCUUCCCCUCCGGCCUGGGGAGGAGACAGUCCUGAAGGGCAUCGCCCAGCGCAUUGGUCUCAAGCUUCCAGCUAGCAUAGACUUCACCAAGGCCAGCACGAAAGCCUUGGUUCUGUUGCAUGCACACUGCCAGCGAGCGACUCUUCCAAGUGACUUGGUUGCGGACCAAAAGCAGGUGUUGGAGCCUUGCGUGCGGCUGCUUCAUGCGUUGGUGGACGUCAUUGCAAGCAACGGGUGGUUAAUCCCUGCCUUAGCUGCCAUGGAGAUAUCUCAAGCCCUUGUCCAGGCUGUGCUGCAUGCUGGCUCUGGCGAACAAAACAAACUGCAGGCUUCGGCUCUCAGACAGCUUCCACACUUUAGCACAGACCUCGUCAAGGCUGCCAAUGGCAAGUUCCCAGGCUCUAUGGAGGUUAAAGAUGUUUUUGACUUCAUGAACAUGGAAGAUGCGCAAAGAGAGAAGCUUCUAGCGUCGCUCACUCAGGCUCAACUUCGAGAAGUGGCUAAAGCAAGCAACAGGUACCCUGUCAUCUCCCUGGAAUUUGAACUUUCAAAGACAGAAAAUAUAAGUCCGGGAGAAAACAUCCAAUGCACCGUGCAGCUAGAAAGAGACUUGGCGGAUGGAGAUACUGUGGGACCUGUGUACGCUCCAUUAUUCCCGAAGGAGAAGGAGGAGCAGUGGUGGUUGGUCAUUGGGCAGUCGGCACCUAACGGGCUGAAUGCGAUUAAGCGAAUUUCCAUCACAAAACAAAACAGCACUGUCAAGCUGGCUUUCGAAGCCCCCGAUUCACCAGGGAAGCAUCAGUUUGUGCUCUUCCUCAUGUGCGACAGCUACAUCGGCGCAGACCAGGAACACAAAUUUGAAAUUCGCGUCCGCUAG
Messenger RNA from Eimeria maxima, 6672 nucleotides. Its product is annotated as sec63 domain-containing DEAD/DEAH box helicase, putative. Gene Ontology annotation, cellular component: nucleus. Gene Ontology annotation, molecular function: ATP binding; ATP hydrolysis activity; nucleic acid binding. Bases 1 to 6672 code for a protein of 2223 amino acids. The record is from RefSeq and is a predicted model, not a curated record. NCBI's taxonomy places the organism in Eukaryota, Apicomplexa, Conoidasida, Eucoccidiorida, Eimeriidae. The transcript has 21 exons.